AUGCGCUACUCUUUCACUCUUCUCGCCUUUGCCGUGACGGCUCUGGCACUUCCCACACCCAAGGCCGCCGAUGACGGCUCCUGGGCCCCGGGCAAAUAUGAGGGUCCCGGUACUCCCUACGACGACGGGAAGUGGUACCCUGGCAAAUAUGACCGCAAGGAAAAGCGAGAGGAUGAUGGCUCGUGGUACCCUGGAAAGUACGAGGGUCCCGGCACAGGCAAAGAUGACGGAAAGUGGACGCCUGGAAAAUAUGAGGGCGGAGACACUGGCAAAGACGACGGAAAGUGGUAUCCUGGCAAAUAUGACCGCAAGGAGAAGAGACAAGAUGACGUGGAUGACGGCAAGUGGGCACCUGAGAAGUACGAGGGUGGCGACACUGGCCACGACGAUGGCUCUUGGUACCCCGGCAAAUAUGACCGCAAGGAGAAGAGGGAGGACGACGGUUCUUGGCACGAGGGCAAGUAUGAAGGUGGUGAGACUGGUAAGGACGAUGGCAAGUGGGCGCCUGAGAAGUAUGAGGGCGGCGAGACUGGCCACGAUGAUGGAAAAUGGUACCCCGGCAAGUACGAUCCCAAGGAGAAGAGGGAGGACGACGGCUCUUGGCACGAGGGCAAGUAUGAGGGCGGCGAGACUGGUAAGGAUGAUGGGAAGUGGCAUGAGGGCAAAUAUGAAGGCGGCGAGACUGGCCAUGACGAUGGCAAGUGGUACCCUGGCAAGUACGACAAGAACUAG
Ilyonectria robusta is the source of this 732-nucleotide messenger RNA. RefSeq lists its product as uncharacterized. Lineage: Eukaryota; Fungi; Ascomycota; Sordariomycetes; Hypocreales; Nectriaceae. The transcript has 3 exons. The coding region runs from base 1 to 732 and encodes 243 amino acids. The record is from RefSeq and is a predicted model, not a curated record.